GGUGCAGGGCAGGCAGUGGCACUCAGAGUAACAGCAGAUCGUUGUGCUUUCUAUAAUUGCAGGUUCCUUGGGUGGCAGGACACACUGUACUUACAUUAUGGAAAGCAAUACUUGAAAGAUUGUUACAUUGAAGGGAGUGUGGACUUCAUUUUUGGUAAUAAUACUGCACUCUUGGAACAUUGUCACAUCCAUUGCAAGUCCGCAGGGUUUAUAACCGCACAGAGCGAAACUCUCCACGGGAAAAAGCUGGUUAUGUAUUCCCGAGAUGUGUUGUCACAGGUAAUGGGGGAACUUCAUAUGCAUAUCUGGGAAGACCAUGGAGACCUUUUGCAAGAGUGGUGUUCUGGACCGGGUUUCUGCCCAUCCCAAAGAGUGAAAUGGGCCAGAGAAUUGAAGAAUGAAGGAGCUGAGCAGUUUCUGAGUCACACCUUCAUUGAUCCAGAAUCAGACAGAUCUUGGCUUCCUCAAAGAAUGACCUUCAAUUAUUAA
This is a messenger RNA of Sphenostylis stenocarpa, 489 nucleotides long. The record is from the annotation of a GenBank genome assembly. Lineage: Eukaryota; Viridiplantae; Streptophyta; Magnoliopsida; Fabales; Fabaceae.